CAAAAUGUUCAAGAUCCUACUCCUGACAGUCUUCAUCGCCCUUGCGGCAGCCGGCGGCAGCGACGAAUCACAUGCUGAGAUCGAGUCCCUGAAGUCCGAUGUGCGCCCCGAUGGCUUCGACAUUCAACUGAAGACAACAAACAACAUCGAUCAAUCGGCCAGCGGUGAUGUCCAUGGAAACAUUCAUGGUGCUUUCGGCUGGAUCUCACCCGAGGGCGUGCAUGUGGAUGUUAAAUAUGUCGCCGAUGAGAACGGCUACCAGCCACAGAGCGAUUUGCUUCCCACUCCCCCACCAAUUCCAGCGGAGAUCGUGCGCGCCCUCGCAUGGUUGGAAGCGCAUCCUAACCAGGAGAACAAACACUAA
Messenger RNA from Scaptodrosophila lebanonensis, 364 nucleotides. Its product is annotated as larval cuticle protein 2-like. The transcript is spliced from 2 exons. The coding region runs from base 5 to 364 and encodes 119 amino acids. Gene Ontology annotation, cellular component: chitin-based extracellular matrix. The record is from RefSeq and is a predicted model, not a curated record. NCBI's taxonomy places the organism in Eukaryota, Metazoa, Arthropoda, Insecta, Diptera, Drosophilidae. Gene Ontology annotation, molecular function: structural constituent of chitin-based larval cuticle.